CAGAAGUCAGUGCAAUUUUCGUGGGCAUGAUGUCCUUUUUCCUUGGCAUAUCAACCACAAACAGAAGCCUGGAACAUAACAAAUGCUUCAUGAAAUUAGGGACAUGGCCUCUUGGGGACAGAGAAAGCCAUAAAGUCUGACUCUGGCAUCUGGCAGUACAGAUUACAUGAACGAGUUAUAGAAGAUUGUACCUUCCAGAUAAGCAGAUUAUGUUCCUUGGAUGGAAGAAAAGAAAAGAAACCUGAACGAAACUCCAGGGAUCCAGGUGACUGAUUUCAUUCUCAUGGGCAUCACAAACCGUCCUGAACUGCAGGGCCCCCUCUUUAUUGUGUUUUUAUUUAAUUACAUGGCCAUAGUUGUUGGGAACAUGGGCCUGAUCAUCCUGACCAGUGUGGAUUCCCACCUCCAAACCCCCAUGUACUUCUUUCUCAGGCAUCUGGCAUUUGUUGAUCUUGGCUAUUCCACAGCUAUUGGGCCAAAAAUGUUAGUUGGUUUCAUAGAGGAGAAAAAUAUCAUUUCUUAUAACGGAUGUGCAAUGCAGCUAGUGUUCUAUGUGAUAUUUGUUACCAGUGAACUUUUUAUCCUGUCAGCCAUGGCCUAUGACCGCUAUGUGGCUAUCUGUAAGCCCCUCCUCUACACGGUCAUCAUGUCAGACAUCAUAUGUUGGCUCUUGGUGGCUGUCUCAUACCUCUAUAGCACCAUGGUAUCCACACUGGUCGCAAUAAAGCUUUUUAAAUUAUCUUUCUGCAAAUCAAAUGUAAUAAAACACUUCUACUGUGAUGGUGCUCCCCUAUUGUCCAUUACAUGCUCAGACACAAGUAAGAUUGAAGUAAUCAUUAUUAUCUUUGCUGUACUUAAUUUUAUUUCUUCCCUCUUGAUUAUACUUAUCUCCUACGUGUUCAUUCUUGUGACCAUCCUCAGGAUGAACUCUUCUAAGGGCAGGCACAAAGCCUUCUCCACUUUGGGCUCUCACCUCACUGGUGUAGUUAUAUUCUAUGGGACACUUCUCUUCAUCUAUCUGCAGCCCCAAUCUAGCCAUUCCUUUGAGAAAGACAAAAUAGCCUCUGUGUUUUACACCCUGGUCAUCCCCAUGCUCAACCCCUUGAUCUACAGUUUGAGGAAUAAAGAGGUGAAAGGUGCCUUGAGGAGGCUCUUUAAAAAAAGCAUAUAA
Messenger RNA from Phascolarctos cinereus (koala), 1171 nucleotides. Its product is annotated as olfactory receptor 8K1-like. Gene Ontology annotation, molecular function: G protein-coupled receptor activity; olfactory receptor activity. Lineage: Eukaryota; Metazoa; Chordata; Mammalia; Diprotodontia; Phascolarctidae. Gene Ontology annotation, cellular component: membrane. The record is from RefSeq and is a predicted model, not a curated record. Gene Ontology annotation, biological process: G protein-coupled receptor signaling pathway.